AUGUUUAAUCCCAUCCGCAAGCUCUUGAGUUUUUGGAGCGCCGCUGACGCGAACGUCACCACAUCGUCCAACGACGCAUCAACCAAGGACGUAGCGACUGAAAGCACAGCGUACCGCGCCGCCUGCAAUCACGCCGCACCUCCUACACGGUACGCGAGCGGCGUGUUCAACAGCACACCGUCUCCGCCGCCCAAUGCUGCACUAUCAGGAUACCUGUUCUCACAAGUGAAGAACACCAACACGUCUACAUCGAGAAUGAGCAACAUCCCGCCACCGCCAUUUCCCAUGUUUAGUGCGCCGACGGGCAACGCGACCGAAGCCGCUUCUACCACGUCGGACGACAUCGAUAUGCCAGAUGCAACGCCCGUGUCACCUCUGAUACCUGCAACUACACCUUCCCGUGAUGGUGAUGAUAUCCGGCCUUCGGUCGAGACACCAGCCGGAGAAGACGGUCAUAGUGCAGCCGCUGAAGACGAUGACACUAGCGAGCCGCGCAAUGACACGACACCACCUAUAUCUCCAGAACGUGACAGCCGUGCUCGUUCCCAGCUCCCGCGCCAACAAGACCGCCAACAGACGACACCCCCAUCAGAGCCCUUGCCAAACUGGUUAGACGAGAUCGUCAUCGAAGAAGACAUCCCCGAGAACGCCCUCCCAGUCGGCUACAUGGGCACCUUCCGCGGUAGCCGGCACUUCAUCCCCGAGUACCCCGGUAUGAAACGCUGCAGCAACCAAAUCCCACACCUCCUCCUCUGCGGCCACUGGAUCUCUAGCACCGAACCCUGCGGCGCCAACUGCAAGAAACAAGACCACACCCACAAGCCGUUCAAAUGCCCUACCUGCAACGGCAUCGUCCGUAACAUCCUCAUGGGAUCUUUCCAGCCCGCGGAUUCGAUGAGACUGAGGGAAUUCAGGAAGCAGAAAGAUGUUAAGUUUCUGGCUUGCUGCGUCGAGGCGGUUGUGCGUGCUGCACCGGAACUCAAGAAUGGGGUUACGGAGGCUGUGGCUGGGUUUCUCUGCACGGAUGGGGGGCGGGAGUGUGAGGGGGCGGAGAAUCCGGAUCCGACGGGUCAUGAUAGUAUUGAGGAGAUUGUAAGGGAUAUGCAGGAGCGAAGUGAGCGGAGGCAGCGCGAGAGGAGGGCGAGAGAGGACGAGGAGUUGAAUACGCAUGGGAAACGGGGUAGGGAUGAGGAUGUCACGGAUGAGUCUGUCGAUGCGGAAACACAGUUGAACGGGGAUGGAGUGGAGGGGCAUAAGCGUGAACGAAACGACGCAUUCGCGGGUGACGAUCAGACGCACGACACCUCACCCCCUACUGCCAACAAGAAGCGCAAGACGUCCCUAGAAACCCACCGCGAACCCAUCACACCAUCUACCCGCGGUCUAAAGCGCCGCUCGCCAUUCUCUCCUCAAGCUUCCCCAUCACCUUCCCCAUCUUCCUCAUCACCAUCCUCCUUCUCCUCCCCCACCGCCUCACCCUUCGCCCACCUCCCCAACUCUAAACCCCCUUCCCCACCAUAUCCAUCACCACCCCCGAAGAAGAGGGUCUUCGAGAAGCCCGAACCCGCAUUUGGCGAAGCGAGCUUUGUUAUUGCGCCGCAUCAUGUUGUGGGGCCGCUUAUGCGGAAGCGGCAUGCUGAUGUUUAUGUUGAGGGGGCUAUUGAGCGGGAGAGUAAGCGGAGGAGAAGUCAGGAGAAUGAGGCAGAGGGUGAGAGGGGAAGGAAGGGGAUUAGGGGAGAUAGGAGUGGGAGGGGGAAGGGGAGUGGGAAGGGGUUUGAGGCUUUUAGGAGGGCAUGGGAUGAUAGAGGGGAAGAAGAAGAGGAGUGCGAGUUGUAG
This is a messenger RNA of Alternaria infectoria, 1836 nucleotides long. RefSeq lists its product as uncharacterized. Lineage: Eukaryota; Fungi; Ascomycota; Dothideomycetes; Pleosporales; Pleosporaceae. The transcript has a single exon. The record is from RefSeq and is a predicted model, not a curated record. The coding region runs from base 1 to 1836 and encodes 611 amino acids.